AUGUUCCUUCGCUGGAUCCUCCUCCGCCUUCUCUCCGUCCUCCUCCCGCUGGCAAUAACAUCCAGUCUCUACCUCUACCUCUACCCCGUGUUCCAUCGCUGCGCGUUCCCUCUCCCAGGCGACAGCAAUGGCGGCCCAAUAUCCCGUUCGUUCAUAGACACGCUGCGCCAGCACCUCGUCCCGCAGUAUGCAGGCGACCCGGCCAUCUUCCGGCUGCUGGUGUUGGCCGACCCCCAACUGGAAGGGGACAGUUCGCUGCCGAAACCUGAAAACGAACUCACGGCGCGCGUUCAACAUCACUGGAGCACGGUGAAAUCGGCACUCAACGAGACGCAGUCCCCCGUGCAUCGCCACGUCUACACCGCUCUCUCAACUGCGCUGCACACACUCGCGACGCACGACAUCCCUCGCGCCCUGCGUGCCGCCCGCAAACGCGUCGACCUCCUCGGCAACGAUUACUACCUGGCGCACAUCUAUCGCACGCUCUACUGGUGGAGCCGGCCUACGCAUGUCACCGUGCUGGGCGACCUGAUCGGGAGCCAGUGGGUGACGGACGGGGAGUUUGACCGGCGCGGUCGGCGAUACUGGGAUCGGGUGUUUAAGGGUGGCGAGCGGGUGCAUGACAAUAUCACCGUGUCCGGCGCAAGGGGAGAGGUAGAGGCAGAGAAGGGCGAGGAGGCGCUGGAGACGCUGGACGCGUCGCCCGACAACGCGUGGGCUCGGCGCAUCAUCAACGUCGUGGGGAACCAUGACAUUGGGUACGCCGGGGACGCGAACGAGGCGCGCAUGGAGCGGUUCGAGCGCAUGUUCGGCCGCGCGAACUGGGACGUCCGCUUCCAGCACCCGCCGCUGCAGCUGCCCGACAACAGCUCCGUCACGCCGACCCUGCACCUAAUCAACCUGAACACGCUGACGCUCGACUCGCCGGCGCUCUCCGCGCAGGUACAGGCGGAUAGCUACGCCUACGUCAACGACCUCAUUAUGAAGCGGUCGUACCCCGUCGAGGACCGGACGACGUUUACGCUACUGCUGACGCAUCUGCCGCUGCACAAGCCGGACGGCGUGUGCACCGACGGGCCGUACUUUUCGUUCUUCGACGCCGACGACGAGGACGGUCCGGACGAUGUGCCGCGCUUCAAGGCUGGUGGGCUCCGCGAGCAGAACCAUCUCAGCGAGGGGAUCAGUGCUACGGGCGUCUUGCAGGGGAUAUUUGGCAUGAGCGGCGAGGAGGAUGGUCCGGGCGGCGGAUGGGGACGCAACGGGCUUAUCCUCACGGGCCAUGAUCACACUGGCUGUGAUGUUGUUCACUACGUCGACAGGACCCCGGCCGAGGUUACGGAGACGUCUGAUGAAGAUGAGGAGGGCAAUGAGCGGGAGAAUGAGGCCAAGUCGUGGAGGUGGAAUGCGAGACGGUCCGACGAGCCAGCUCCCGAAUCGCGGACGCCCUCUAUUCGCGAGGUCACGCUUCGCUCUAUGAUGGGCGAAUACGGCGGGUAUGCCGGACUGCUUUCUCUGUGGUUUGACGCAGACCCGGCGGUGAACGAAUGGAGAUACGAGAUUACCAUGUGCUCUGCUGGAGUGCAGCAUAUCUGGUGGGCGGUGCAUGUUAUCGACUUGGUGACAGUCCUGCUGGUCGUGGUAUAUAGUGUCGUUGGAUCUGGAUCGACGCCGGUCAAGCGUCAACCAAGCCCUGGAGCUCAAGGCAAGGAAGCAAAGGCGGCACUUAUAAUGUACCACUAG
Aspergillus terreus NIH2624 is the source of this 1740-nucleotide messenger RNA. RefSeq lists its product as uncharacterized. NCBI's taxonomy places the organism in Eukaryota, Fungi, Ascomycota, Eurotiomycetes, Eurotiales, Aspergillaceae. Gene Ontology annotation, biological process: GPI anchor biosynthetic process. The coding region runs from base 1 to 1740 and encodes 579 amino acids. The record is from RefSeq and is a predicted model, not a curated record. Gene Ontology annotation, cellular component: endoplasmic reticulum. The transcript is spliced from 2 exons.